AACGAGUGGUAUAUGCAGAGCAGUCGAGCCGCGGUCACACUGGACGCUAAAAUUAAAAAUCGGAUUAAUUUUGUGGUUUCGCUGCUGAAUUUUCGAUAAAAUAGUGUGCAAUUGUGUCGAGUGAAACUGCUAAUUAGUGUAGCUAUCGUAUCAUAACUGCGAAAAGUGUUUUUUGGCCGGGCAAAUAGCGAAAAGAAAGCAGAGUGUCUGCUGCGAAGACGAAUUGAAGGGGAGACAGAGUAACAAUGAGCGAGCGAGACGGCAUCAGGCCAGUGUGUGCGCUAGCUGAGCUCCUCUAACCAAAUAAAACAAAACAAAGGAGAGACAAAGGAUAGAAACCCCGAAAAAGGCACACACACACGCACGCACACACAAGCAAUAAGAAGAGCAGGCAGCAGACAGAUAAACUAAAACAAAUGGAGUUUAAUUGAUUGUUAGUCAAAGGAUCCCGGGAUUUAGCCAGCCGAUCCCAUUCGAACCGAUCCAAAUCCGAAGCUCUUGCUGCGAAAGUGAAGUGAAGGGGAAAACGAGAGAAAAGUCGUCGCCAAAUUGUGCAUGUGCAUGUGCCAGUGUGUGUAUGCGUAUGGCUGUAUGAGUGCGUGUGCAUAUGGGGUUGGAAAACUGUGAAAACUCAAGCGCAAAAGUCUUUGGCUCCGAUUAACUCGCGGAAAACUCAUCCUCACUGGGCAGGUGACGGGAAGAUGCCGAGCGCCUCGUUCACCUCGUCGCGCACCUACGUGCGCCGCUCCCGCCGGAAAGGAGCCAACCGGAUAGCGAUGCCCAACCGGCCGACGGGCAACAUCAUGGAUCCCAUGCUCCAGCAGAACGUGGCCGCCGCCGGAGCGGGAGCAGGUGCAUCCGGUUCGAACAGUAGUAGCGGCGGUGGUAGCAACACCAACAACAACAGCAGCAGCAGCGGGAGCAGUAGUGCCACAUCCACUUCCGGAGGAGGAGGAGCAGCAGCAGCAGCAGCGGGCGCCGGAGCAACUGCAGCAGGAGCAUCCAAUUCAGCAGAGUACUUCGACAGCGGCCAAGGAGCCAGCGGUUCCAGUGGAGCAGUCUCGGGCUUCUCUGGCAGCUUCUACAAUGCCCUGCAAAUGAUGGACACUACUGAGAGCUCAGGCGCCGGCACCAGCCAGUCAACGCCGCCGGCUUUAGGAGCCUCAUCCUCCGCCACAUCGAAGUCCACCUGCGCCACAACCGGAUCUAGUGCGGCAACAACGUCCGCCGCCGCGGCAGCUGCAGCCUCCGCCUCGGCCGGAAGUAGUCAUCAGACCUACGACUUGCGCCGCAAGAUCUCUGCCAGCAGCCACGAGCAGUGGCCGACCAGCUCCUCUUCCGCCGCGGCAGCUGCUGCCGCCGCCAUACUCGUGGGACCCUCGAGCGGCUCCCCGCCGCUGGUCAAUCCCGGCGCCUCGCCCUCCAGCUCGUCGUCCUCAUCCUCCUCCAGUUCGUCGUCCUCGUCCGCCUCGUCUUCGAGCUCCUCGUCGAAUGUACAGGCGCCCUCGACCAGUGCCACCUUCCCGGUGAACAAUGCACCCACAACGGGAGCCACUCUGGCGCAGCCACCUAACGUCCACAGCUCAGUGCCACAGCAGCAUUGUGGGGCACUGCCGGUGGGCGCUGCCAUCGAGGAUAAUAACUACAUGCUGCCGGCGAGGAAGCGAUCGCGUCGCCUGUAUACGCAAGGUGGCGAGAUGGGUCCCGCUGCGGGAGCCACGGGGGAAACAGCCGGCUCUGGGACGGCAACGUCCGGAGGAUCAGGUGCGCCAACUGCGGCCCAGUACCUCCAGUACGAACUGCCCGACGAAGUGCUGCUGGCCAUCUUCUCGUAUCUGAUGGAACAAGACCUCUGCCGCCUGGCGCUUGUAUGCAAGCGCUUCAAUACCAUUGCCAACGACACGGAGCUCUGGAAGCGCCUCUACCAGUCAGUCUUCGAGUAUGACCUGCCGCUCUUCAAUCCGGAACUGUGCAAGUUCGUGUUCGAGAAGCCGGAGGAGUCGGAGUACGCCAAUCCGUGGAAGGAGAGCUUUCACCAGCUGUACCGUGGAGUGCAUGUGCGCCCCGGUUACCAAGAGCGUCGCAGCUCAGGACGCAGCAUUGUGUUCUUCAACACCAUUCAGGCGGCGCUGGAUUACCCAGAAGAGCGUGCCGCAUCGGGAGUCUUUGUGCCGCCUGGCGCCGGAGCUGGCAAUGUGGUCUCCGCGGGACUGUCCAACACAAGUGCGUCAGCGGGCGCAGGUGGAGCCGGUGGGGCCAGCGUUAAUGCCCUGGUCAAUAUCUAUGAAGAGCAGGUGGCCCCCACCGAGCACCCCGGUCCACUGAUAUUCCUUCACGCGGGCCAUUACAAGGGCGAAUAUCUGUUUAUCGACUCGGAUGUAGCUUUAGUUGGAGCAGCGCCUGGUAACGUGGCUGAAUCGGUGAUCCUGGAACGAGAGGCCGGAUCCACGGUGAUGUUCGUUGAGGGAGCCAAGUACGCCUACGUGGGCUACCUCACACUCAAGUUCUCGCCGGAAGUAACUUCGACGGUAUCGCAUCACAAGCACUAUUGCCUGGACAUCGGCGAGAACUGUUCCCCGACCGUGGACAACUGCAUCAUUCGCUCCACCUCGGUGGUGGGCGCUGCCGUCUGUGUGGGCGGGGUAAAUGCCAAUCCCGUGAUCCGCAACUGCGAUAUCAGCGACUGCGAGAAUGUAGGUCUCUACGUCACCGACUACGCCCAGGGAACCUACGAGCACAACGAGAUCAGCCGGAACGCCCUGGCAGGCAUUUGGGUCAAAAACUUCGCCAGCCCCAUCAUGCGGGAGAACCACAUACACCACGGUCGGGAUGUGGGCAUCUUUACCUUCGAAAAUGGAAUGGGCUACUUUGAGAAAAAUGACAUCCACAACAAUCGCAUAGCUGGCUUCGAGGUCAAGGCCGGAGCCAAUCCUACCGUGGUCAAGUGCGAGAUCCAUCAUGGUCAGACGGGCGGCAUCUAUGUGCAUGAGAAUGGUCUGGGUCAGUUCAUCGAGAACCGCAUCCACUCAAAUAACUUUGCAGGUGUCUGGAUAACCUCCAACAGCAAUCCCACCAUCCGCAAGAACGAGAUCUACAACGGGCACCAAGGUGGCGUGUACAUCUUUGGCGAGGGUCGCGGUCUUAUAGAGCACAAUAACAUUUAUGGUAAUGCGUGCGGGAUUCAGAUCCGCACCAACAGCGAUCCCAUAGCGCACAAUAAGAUCCACCAUGGCCAACACGGCGGCAUAUAUGUCCACGAAAAGGGUCAGGGUCUGAUCGAGGAGAACGAGGUGUACUCCAACACACUGGCUGGCGUGUGGAUCACUACUGGGAGCACUCCAGUUUUGCGACGCAAUCGGAUCCAUUCGGGCAAACAGGUGGGCGUCUACUUCUACGACAACGGUCAUGGCAAAUUGGAGGACAACGACAUAUUCAACCACCUGUACUCGGGAGUCCAGAUCCGCACAGGCAGCAAUCCAGUGAUAAGAGGCAACAAGAUCUGGGGCGGACAGAAUGGUGGAGUACUUGUCUACAAUGGUGGUCUGGGAUUGCUCGAGCAGAACGAGAUCUUCGACAACGCCAUGGCCGGCGUUUGGAUUAAAACUGACUCCAACCCGACGCUGAAGCGUAAUAAGAUCUAUGACGGCCGUGAUGGAGGCAUCUGCAUCUUUAACGGAGGCAAGGGCAUCCUCGAGGAAAACGACAUCUUUCGCAAUACGCCCGGCGUCCUAAUCUCGACGCAAUCGCACCCGAUUCUACGACGAAAUCGCAUCUACGAUGGCCAGGCAGCGGGCGUGGAGAUAACCAACAAUGCGACGGCCACGCUGGAGCAUAAUCAGAUAUUCAAGAACAAGUUCGGCGGGCUGUGCCUAGCCAGUGGAGUUCAGCCAAUUACUCGGGGCAACAACAUUUUUAACAACGAGGACGAGGUGGAGAAGGCCGUCUCCAGCGGGCAGUGCCUGUACAAGAUUAGCAGCUACACCUCCUUUCCCAUGCACGACUUCUACCGCUGCCAGACCUGCAACACAACCGACCGCAACGCCAUCUGCGUGAAUUGCAUCAAGAAUUGUCAUGCUGGUCAUGACGUUGAGUUUAUACGACACGAUCGCUUCUUUUGCGACUGCGGUGCUGGCACCCUGUCCAACCAGUGUCAACUGCAGGGCGAGCCCACUCAGGACACGGACACGCUCUACGACUCGGCGGCGCCCAUGGAAUCACAUACGCUGAUGGUCAACUAGGACACUAAUUAACUUCGGCAGCUCGACCACAGUCCCAUCCUUAGCUAUAUCUAUCUUAAGACGUUAAGGCCAAGCUCUCAAAUCUCUCGCACAUCUCAAGUGUUGCUGUAAAUAUUCAAAAGGAAACCAACAAACGAACACACACUAUAAUACAAUUAAUUGUAUGUAAAUAAUAACUAAUUAUUCUUGCGUUCAAAAUUUAACUCAAUGUGCAAUUUAGUUUAACACGAACUCACACGCAAAGUUUUCACUUUUUAACUAAGCAUAAACGGAUAAAUCAAUACAAAGAACACUGAAACCUUACCCAUUUAUGUCACAACGAAUGAAUGAAACUGAAAAGGAGGAACACCUUUAAUACACAAUGCAUUUGUUUGUACGUCGAAGUGUUGUAAACGAAAGAGGAGCAAAUGAGUCCUCUCGAACCCAGUGAAGAACAAUUUUGUAAUGUAGAUUAGUAGAGAUUUUAAAAUUACAUCAAUUAACAUAAACUACGUGUAAGCCAUAGAUAUUAAUGAGAGAGGAGAUAUGUAUGCCCAGGCGAGCGGAUCGGCCCCUGACUAACAACAAUUCGAAGAAAGCAAUUCUAAGUAUUAACAACAAAUUAGAUUAGCGGCAGCCAAUGCUUCAGCAAACUAACCUAUGAAUAUACGAGUAUAGUACACACAUAACAUAACUACAUUUAAACGAAAUACAGCACACUACUCUAUAUAUUCAUACGAAUCUAUGCGAAUUCUACUGAAACACAGCACACGGACAAGAUACAAAAUCAAAAGCCUUUACCAAGCGUAAAAUACCAAGCAAUAUUUCAUGUCUAAAUGUUGUAGAACAAAUUUGUAGCUCAAACGUAAAAGAGAAAUAGAAACGAAACAAAAGCCAUGUGUCAUUUUAGUCGUGUAAGUUUAUGAACAGUUUAGUAUUUAGUUUGUCUACGGGCCGAGUAUUCGAAUUAUGCAAAUCAUUUUUAAUUUAAGUCUGUAGCCUAGGCUAAGUGAACGCAAAAACCAUAACUACUGCAUAGAUGACAUUAUCCGAUAAUUGCGUGUGAAUUAAGUAUUUUGUUUUUAUUGCCUAACAUUUAAUUUAUACUUUGUUUGCCCGUGUUUUUUCCCCAACGGUUCAAUUUCGUAGGAUCAAAUAACCAUAACACAUAAA
Molecule: messenger RNA, 5390 nt
Organism: Drosophila suzukii
Lineage: Eukaryota; Metazoa; Arthropoda; Insecta; Diptera; Drosophilidae
Gene: FBXO11
Product: F-box protein 11
Biological process (GO): ubiquitin-dependent protein catabolic process; regulation of apoptotic process
Molecular function (GO): zinc ion binding; protein binding
Source: RefSeq, a predicted model, not a curated record